Quercus robur (English oak) is the source of this 519-nucleotide messenger RNA. RefSeq lists its product as uncharacterized. The record is from RefSeq and is a predicted model, not a curated record. Gene Ontology annotation, molecular function: nucleic acid binding; RNA-DNA hybrid ribonuclease activity. Bases 1 to 519 code for a protein of 172 amino acids. NCBI's taxonomy places the organism in Eukaryota, Viridiplantae, Streptophyta, Magnoliopsida, Fagales, Fagaceae. The transcript is spliced from 2 exons.
AUGCGAGGGUACACGUCAACUCACUGGCUGCCACUGUUGCCCUCAGUUUACAAGGUAAAUUUUGAUGGCGCUACUUUUCCGGACAUCGUCGCAGCAGUUCUGGGUGUGGUUGUACGUGAUUCAGAGGGCUUGGUCAUUGCAGCGCUAUCAGAACGAAUCCAUUUGCCUCCAACUGUGGUAGCUUUGGAAGCGUUGGCUUGCAGGAGAUCCAUCGUAUUUGCAAUUGAACUUGGGCUUCAGGAUGUGGUUUUCGAAGGCGAUUCAGAGGUUAUCUUUAAACUCCUCACUGCAGAGCAACCUUGCAUGUCCGCAUUUGGGCACAUUAUUGAAGAAUCCCGCUCCCUAGCAUCAACAUUUAGGUUGGCUACCUUCACUCACACCAAGCGCCAGGGUAACAACGUUGCAGACAAACUCGCUAAGCUAGCGAAGAAUUUGUAUGAACCACAAGUAUGGUUAGAGGACAUUCAUCGUAAUGUAACAGAGCUUGUAACUGCUGACAGAAUUUUCAUGCAUGUUUAA